Molecule: messenger RNA, 1546 nt
Organism: Scomber scombrus (Atlantic mackerel)
Lineage: Eukaryota; Metazoa; Chordata; Actinopteri; Scombriformes; Scombridae
Product: RNA-binding protein 12-like
Exons: 2
Coding region: 11-1546 (511 amino acids)
Biological process (GO): regulation of RNA splicing
Cellular component (GO): nucleoplasm; ribonucleoprotein complex
Molecular function (GO): RNA binding
Source: RefSeq, a predicted model, not a curated record
UAUAAUUAAAAUGGCCACAGUUGUGCGAUUGCAAGGCCUAGAUGUGAAGGCAGGUACUGAAGAUAUACGAAAAUUCUUUGAAUACCUUCACAUACCUGAUGGUGGAGUGUACAUAUUGGGGGGAAGUCUCAGAGAGGCAUUUAUUGCCUUCACCACUGAACAAGAUGCCCAGCUUGCCAUGCGGCACACUGGGAAAAACCUCAAAGGGUCUAAAGUGUCUCUACAUAUUAGCAGCAUUACAGCACUGGAGCACAAGUUGAAAUUGUUGUUAAAGGGGAAGAAACCCUUGCCCAACAGGCUUAUUGUCAAGAGACCUCAGCCAUCUCCAGAGCACAAGUUCAAGACUAAUUUAACGGAGAAGAAACCCAUCCCCACCAGGCUUAUUGUUAAGAGCCCUCAGUCAUCUCCAGAGGACAAGUUCAAGACUAAUUUAACGGAGAAGAAACCCACCCCCACCAGGCUUAUUGUUAAGAGCCCUCAGUCAUCUCCAGAGGAGAAUUUGCUACCUUUGAAUGGGUGGCCUCUUGAUGCCAAUUCUGCAAGUCUACCUUCCUCUACUGCAGCUCCACCACCUUCUACUGCAGUGUCACAUGGCCCCAGUACUGCAAAUCUACAAACUUCAAAUGUUCAUUCACUUGAUUCCAAUGCAGCCUUACUUCUUGGGGUUUGUACUGUCCUCAAAAGUCUCCAGUCUUCCAAUGAAGGUGAAAACAAUGUUGCUUCUAAUGAGGUGAGGAAACCAGAGCAAACUCAGACAUCAAGGCCAGGCUAUGUAAGGCUCUUCGGUCUGCCAGCCUCAGUUACAAAAGAGGACAUCUGCCAUAUUUUCAGAGGGUUGAAAGUACAGGAAACCAUAGUGAAUGUGAUGUUGGGACUCAGCCAUGGCUGCCUUGUAAAGUUUGCAAACAUGCAGGAUGCACAUGAAGCUCUUUUCUUCAAUCAACAAUCACUGGGCUCCAACUGUGUGGAGGUAUGUGCAGCAACUGAGAGGAUGUGGACCAGUGCGCUACAAGAAUGUGAAACAGCUUUUGAUGUUGAGGACAGUGUGAAAGCCAAGCAAAACCCUCACAGUGAAAGUGCAAACCACAUACAUAAAUUCAUUUCUACAUUGCAAAACAAAAGAAGAUCUGUCAAUCGGUUUCCAGUUCCAUCUAAAUCACCAAAAAAGCCAAGAACUGAUUGUGACUCAUCAACUCCCAUGUCAGUGACUAUGGAGUACAUUGUUAUGGUCAGUAAUAUACCCAAAAACAUGACCAAGACUGAAAUAAAAGAGUUGUUUGGAUGUCCAAACAUUGAACACAAAAACGUACUACAUCUGCUUGACCAGAAAGGUAACAGAACGGACACAGCAUUUAUAAUUUUUAACCAGACUGAGGAUUACAACUAUACAAUGAAUCUCAACGGCUGCCAUGCUAAAAAGACCCCUCAACACCAAUUUUACCCAAGUCCUCCACCAGGGAUGAACUGUGGCCCUGAUUUCACACCCACUGUCCCCAGCCUUUGCAGGCCUGGCAUGGGAGGAGGAGGCAGAGGACCAGUAAGUUAA